Molecule: messenger RNA, 2000 nt
Organism: Jaminaea rosea
Lineage: Eukaryota; Fungi; Basidiomycota; Exobasidiomycetes; Microstromatales
Exons: 1
Coding region: 229-1815 (528 amino acids)
Source: RefSeq, a predicted model, not a curated record
CUGGCAAGUCAACCACAUCAUCCAAAGGCCAAGAGAAGGAGGUGUAUGCUGCCUUGCCUAUCCCCAUUCAUUCUUCACGCACAUCAUCGCUACUCUGAGCAGCAUCUCGACCGGAAAGGCCUGACGCUGAGCGCCAAGCUCCUUCCUCAUCACCAUCAUUUGAUCCCGCACGCCCGCAUGAUCACGCGACCAACCAUUGCAGCAUAAACCAACAAGCGCACCUCGACAAUGGCUUACUCCGAGUCAUUCGCAAAGCGCGCUCACGAGUCCGUCACUGUCUCUCGACACAUCGACUCGCCUCCGGCUCUCUACCGCUAUUGCGGACCGCCUCCUACGCAGCCUCCUCACGCCGACUUCCCGAUGAGCAGUCAUCCUCAGCCUUACCCGCCUUCGACAAGUCAUGCUGUUGACCCAUACGAUUCACACCGCCAGCAAUUACAGCCCCCGGAGCCUACUCCACCUGAUUCUGGACGGAGCAAGCACUUUCACGAGUACGACAUCAACCGGCUGGUCGCGCGAGACGCACUAACAGGACUCGAUGUAGACGAAAGCGAGCAGGAAAGCAGCGACGGAAGCAGCAGCCAGGCACAACGUAGCUGCGCAUCGCAGAGCAAUGUAAAUGCUCCAAUUCUGAGGCGAAGAGCAGCUACACGCCGCCUAGAUGAAGACUAUCUUCAGGCAGAAGAGGAACAUAGACGUGGUCAACAGCGAGCCAGCGAAUGGCUCAGCUCGGACGAUGAGAGCGACCAGGAGCAGCAUCGUCCCUCGUCAACGCACCGUCGUCGGGCUCAUUCGAGUCGCAAGCGCAAUCUCUCCUCAUCAGCAUCCCCGUCAGCCUCGCCUUCAUCCUCGUCCUCAGCAUCACCAGGCGUCGUCUGGAACCGGGUCCCCAUUCGGGACACGCCCAACAAUCCUUUCCUCGGAGGAGACCAUGGCCCACGCUCGCGCAAUCAAGCAGGCUUCGUCGGGCGUGCAGGCGAUGGCACUCGAGGUGAAGACGCAGCAAGGGCACACCGUAGGGGGCUCAUCACCUACGUCUUUCGAGGACAGCGCAUCGUGUACGCCGACGCCCCUUCAGACCUCGAAGAAGAUGAUGACGACCUCCGUCGACGAGAUGGAUCCUCACGAGCACCCUAUCGCUUUGAGCCCAAGUUGCUCUUCCCUGAAGCUCACGCUGCCGAGGAGAGGAGAAGGAGGCAGAGGGCCAGGGCUCAACAGCAGCGAGAGGCUGAGGCGCGUGACGCCGCUGAGCAGAGGCGGCAACAGGCAGCAAUUGAGCUGCGACAGCGCCAACACGCUCAUAAUCGCAGCUCGUCUUCACUCGCGCGUUUCGGUGGCAACCUCUUCGCUGCCGAGCUUCAACGACGUCAGGACCAACGUGCUGCGACAGGCAUGUUGGCUUCUCAGUCGAUGACGCUCAAGCGCACUCGCUCUGCGGCCAUGGGAGGCUACGAGGCCGAAGGAGAUGAUGAGGACGAUGGGCAGUACGGAGGCGGAGCUCGUGGUCUGCCUCGACCGCGUCUUGAGCAAGGAGACGGCCAGCAGAACCAUCGUCUUCUUGCACAACUUGACCGUGUCGGUUGGAGCGACGACGAUGAAGACGAUGAAGGUCACUGCUAUGACCGUCACGAGCCCGAUGACGAUGAUGAGCGUCUCUACGGAGGCGCAGCCGGGACGCAAGUACGCUGCGUACACCCACGAACCGUCAACGUCGACGAAGACUACGACAGCAACGAGGAGGAGGGGGAGCAGCAGCAGCAGCAGCAGCGUCCUUUGACGAAUCCCUUCGACCUAGCUCACCACUUUCAGAGGUGACAGCCUUUAGCCUAUUACGCUUCAGCAUCGCAUCAUUCAGCAUCUCGCGUCCUUACACCCACUUUAUCCAGCCAGUUCAUCCAUCCAGCGCCACACCAGCAUCUACAUUCGCGACUGCCUUGUUUCUCUCUGCACACUUUCACACACCCUUUUCGAAAUGCAUUUUUUCUCCAUUGGCGCGAACA